GGAUCCAAUCGUUACCAAGGAGGAGGAGGAGGAGGAGGAGGGUAUGGAGGAGGAGGAGGAGGAGGAGGAGGAGGAGGAGGUCAACGCUACAUGGAUGUGACGGACCAGGUCACUGAUCAGAUUGGUGGAUUAAGGCCCACAAAUGAUCCUCAGCAAGGCUAUUAUGGCGGCGGAGGUCAGCCGGGAGGUCAAGGAGGCUACGGAGGAGGUCAAGGCGGCUACGGAGGAGGUCAGGGCGGCUACGGAGGAGGUCAAGGAGGCUACGGAGGAGGUCAAGGAGGCUACGGAGGAGGUCAGGGCGGCUACGGAGGAGGUCAAGGAGGAGGAGGACAAGGGGAUAUGAUUUCCGGCCUCAUCGGAGGGUUUCUCGGAGGUGGCGGAGGCGGGGGGCACCAGCAACAGCAAGGAGGAGGAGGAGGAGGCGGAGGCAUGAACGACCUCAUCACGGGGAUGGCUUCGAACUACAUCGGGGGAAUGAUCGGCGGCCAGCAACGGCAACAGCAACCGCGCAGCAACGACGACAACGAUUGGGUCGCUAAUCUCACCGCUAACGUCGUCAAGGGGAUUGUGAGCUCCAAUCAACGCGACGCCAACCAACCCCAAGCGAUGGUUCCGUCCGCCAACAACAACGACGUCGUGUCGAGUAUCACUUCGGGUAUAGUGCAGGGCUUGGUGAGAGGUCAGCUUAUGUCAAGCAAUACGACCCAAGGAAAUGCCGUCCCCAAAGCCGACGACGUCACAGUCGCCAACAUCGCCUCGUCUGUCGUCAAGAGCCUCGUCGAGAGUGACGACACCGACAACCGCACGGGCGGGAAUGCCGUGGAAAACCUUCGCACGUCUGGUGUUGACGAGGAAUUGUUGGCUGGGAUUGCCGGCAGUGUGAUGGCUGGGUUGGCAAGCAACCGCAACAACGACCACCAGCACGGGGGGGUGGUAGGGGUGGCUCCCCCCCCGCCCAGGGACUCGAUCGUGGCCAGCGUCACGACUAACGUUUUGAAGGGAAUCUUGAGCGGGAAAUGUGGCAACGUUGCACAGGCUCGAAAGACGGGCCUCACGCAGGAUUCCGUCGAGGCGAUUGCUAGCAACGUGGCCAAGGGUCUUUUCAGCGAGACAGAAAACGGAUCUCCGUAUAGGGACAUGAGCAAGAAAGAAAACGAGGAAGUUGUGCGUUGCGUAACCUCGAAAAUCGUCAACGCACUUGUGAGCCAAGACAGCGAGGGCAAAAUCCUGUCUUCGAAUGACCCCAACGUCAAUAGCUCCAUCGUCUCGAACAUUGCCUCGAAGAUCGUGCAGAAUAUUAUGACCUCGGACAGCCCAGAGGGAGAGGAGCUGAAAGCCGCGGCGCGCGAGGGAGGCGAGCUGGAAGGCGGCCUCAUUGGGGGCCUCGUGUCCGAUGUCAUUGGGGGAUUGAUAGGCGGAGGAGGAAACCGCGGAGGAGGAGGAGGAGGUCAGAGCCAGGAUGACGUUCUGUCCGGCAUUGCUUCGAACGUCAUCGGAGGUUUAGUCGGAGGAGGAGGUGGAAGCGGAGGAGGAGGAGGACAGUCGUCUAUGUCAGGCGGAGCCAUUGCGUCGAACAUCAUUGGCAAGAUUGUCAGCGACGGAGACGGGAAAGGUGGCCUCGCGGACGAUCUCUUGCGCCAGAUUGAUGUCGAUGGUAAAGGACCAGCCCCAGGGAACAAUAUACGCCUUCCUGGGGGUUUACCCGGAGGGGGGUUGCCUCUGCCGGGCCUUCCUGGUCAGCCUGGGGGGCCGUCCGGGUCCAUUUAUCGACCGAUCGCAAAACAAGUGGUGGAGUCUGUUGUGGGUAAUAAACUCGGACAAGGUGUUGUCGGCGAUGUAGUGAAGGAAACAUCAACGGACGUGUUGGCUGAGGUGAUGGAAGGGACAAUGGGGCCACAGUUCAGCCGUAAAGAGGAUGGCGAGGUGGUGGAGAAUCUGACGCAGAGCCAAGUGGACCCCAGCAAGCAUAGGAUUUUCCCCGAUCCAGGGUCACUCAUUUCCUCAUUCAUGAGUAAGGGCGCCUACCACCUGCGCAACCGACUCAUGGGCGGCGGGCGUGCCAGGGCCCAGCGCGUCGAUCCCGCCCACGCCGUCUUCAGGGUGAGUAGAGGAUGAGUAAAUUGUGUUUUU
Molecule: messenger RNA, 2130 nt
Organism: Penaeus monodon (black tiger shrimp)
Lineage: Eukaryota; Metazoa; Arthropoda; Malacostraca; Decapoda; Penaeidae
Source: RefSeq, a predicted model, not a curated record